Phascolarctos cinereus (koala) is the source of this 1956-nucleotide messenger RNA. The record is from RefSeq and is a predicted model, not a curated record. NCBI's taxonomy places the organism in Eukaryota, Metazoa, Chordata, Mammalia, Diprotodontia, Phascolarctidae.
AUGAGUGAAUUGGAUUUGUUCUCCAUACCUUCAGGGCUGAGUCUGAUUUUCAUUUUUAUUUUUAUUUUAAAUAUUAAGCUCACUCUGACUAAGAGUUUCAAGAGACAUUCUCCUCCAGGACCAAGGCCUUUGCCAGUCAUUGGAAACCUGCACAUACUCAAUCUGAAGAGGCCUUAUCAAACCAUGCUAAAGCUCUCCCAAAAAUAUGGCUCCAUCUUCAGCUUGAGGAUGGGUCCCAAGAAGGUGGUCGUGCUGUCAGGAUAUGAGACGGUGAAAGAUGCCCUAGUGAACUACUCUGAGGAGUUUGGAGAAAGGGCCCAUGUGCCUAUUUUUGAAAAAAUUUUUGAAGGAAAAGGAAUCGUCUUUUCUCAUGGCGAAAACUGGAAAAUCAUUAGGAGAUUCAGCUUGACAACUCUGAGGAACUUUGGCAUGGGCAAGAGGCCCAUAGAGGAGAGGAUUGUGGAAGAAUGUCAAUAUCUAAUACAAGUCUUUGAAUCCCAUCAAGGAAAGCCAUUUGAUAUCAGUACAAUAAUGAAUGCUUCUGUCACUAACAUCAUUGUGUCGAUAUUGCUUGGCAAGCGAUUUGACUACCAAGAUCCUCAAUUCCUGAGACUUUUACAUUUGAUUAGUGAAAAUUUGAGACUUGCAGGGAGUCCUGGCAUUACGCUUUUCAAUAUGUUCCCAGCCUUGGGGUUUCUUCUACAAGAUCACAAAACAGUACUCAGGAAUAGAGAUGAAUUAUUUUCUUUUAUAAGAAUGACAUUCUUAAGCCACCUUCAAAAACUGGAUAAAGAUGAUCAAAGAAGUUUCAUCGAUGCCUUUCUUAUCAGACAACAGGAGGAGAAAGACAAACCUUAUGACUACUUCAGCAACGAUAACUUGGUGGCCCUUGUUAAUAACCUGUUUGCUGCUGGAACAGAGACCACCUCCUCUACCCUAUGCUGGGGAAUUCUGCUCAUGAUGAAGUAUCCUGAGAUCCAAAAAAAGGUACACAACGAGAUCACCAAAGUUGUAGCACCAGCCCAGCCUCAAACUGAGCACCAAACUCAAAUGCCAUAUACAGAUGCCGUCAUCCAUGAAAUUCAGAGAUUUUCCAACAUUCUGCCAAUGAGUGUAUCCCGGGAAACUACCACGGAUGUCAUCUUUAAAAACUAUUACAUCCCAAAGGGAACUGAGACCAUUAUCUUGUUAACUUCAGUACUUCAAGACCAAACCCAGUGGGAAAAACCUUACACCUUCAAUCCCCAGCAUUUCCUCAACAAGGAAGGAAAAUUUGUCAAGCGAGAUGCAUUCUUGCCCUUUUCAGCAGGUCAGAGGAUGUGUGCAGGAGAGUCCCUAGCCAAAAUGGAAUUGUUUCUGUUUUUUACCAGCCUUCUUCAGAAAUUCACCUUCCACCCACCUCCUGGUGUUUCUAAUAUGGAUCUGGAUCUGACCCCAGACAUUGGAUUCACAUCACGGCCAAUGCCCCACAAGAUCUGUGCUCUGCCAUAUUCCUAGAAGUCUUUCUUGGGCUCCUUCACCUGGACUCCUAUGCUUCUUUUUUUCCUCUCUGGCACUGAUUUCCUUUCUUCUGCUCAAGCUUUACCAACCACAUGUGGUAGGUCCUAUGACUGCCCUAAUCUCAUUUGCUUAAGGGAUCAUUCUGGUCUAAGCAGAGAUCCUUUUGGCCUACCAGCAGAACUUUCUCAACUAGUCAUCCCAUUCUACCUGUUGUAGAACAGCAAUUUUCUGAUGCCCUUGUCUCCAGGGUUGAAGAAAAAGAGCCAAAGCAGUAAGUGCUGAUGCCCAGGGCUUUUGAUACAGCUGGUCAAGAAGCCACUUAUUGCUUCAGAUUUUUUUUUUCAUCAAAGAUGGAAGUUUCAAGUUACUCCCAAACAUCAGGAAAGCUUCCUGUAAUCAGCCACUUAAGUGGUCAGCACAAAGAUAAUUGGACCACACUCUGCCCUUGGUAGACCC